UCUGUGAUGAACAGUCAAGCUAAACAGAGAGAGAGAGAGGGAGAGAAGAGGAAAGCAGCAGCAGAGAGAAAGGAUCAGUAAAGAGAUCGUAUGGUAGAAAGAGACAGAGAGCAAGGGAUUGAGAUACAGAGACAGAGCGGUAGAAGAGAGGAGGCAGACAUACAGAGGUUACGCUUAAAGAGCUAAUCCAUGAAAGAAGCCAUGCCUGUCCUCUCAGCAGGUGCAGGGUUGCAUGAGACGCUGGCCCUGCUGACCUCUCAGCUGCGUCCAGAUGCCAAUCAUAAAGAGGACAUGGUCUUCCUCAAAGAUGUCUUCAGUGAGAAGAGCCUUGGCUAUCUUAUGAAGAUCCAUGAGAAGCUGCGUCAGUACGAGAGACAGAGCCCCACGCCUGUGCUACACAGCGCCUCCUCUCUGGCAGAGGAUGUUGCUGAGGAGUUGCAGAGUGGCCCAAUGAGUGUAGAGGAGAAAGAACUACUUCAUCUGCUGACAUCAUCUCACCUACGGGCGGUUCUGUCAGUUCAUGACACAGUGGCCCAGAAGAACUUUGACCCGGUGCUGCCUCCACUCCCUGACGACUUUGAGGACGAGAUAGAGGAGGAGUCAGUCAAAAUCGUCCGUCUGGUCAAGAACAAGGAGCCUCUGGGGGCCACCAUACGGCGUGAUGAAGCUACAGGAGCUGUGAUUGUAGCCCGAGUUAUGAAGGGAGGAGCAGCAGAUAGAAGUGGUCUGGUGCAUGUUGGUGAUGAACUGAGAGAAGUCAACGGAAUCUCCGUAACACACAAGCGACCAGACGAGAUCAGCCAACUACUGUCUCAAUCUCAAGGCUCCAUCACUCUGAAAAUCAUCCCAGCUAUUAAAGAGGAGGACAGGCUGAAAGAAAGCAAGGUUUACAUGCGGGCUCUGUUUGACUACAUCCCUCUGGAGGACAAGGCCACGCCCUGCCAGGAGGCGGGGCUUCCUUUUAAGCGUGGGGACAUCCUGCAGGUGGUGAGUCAGGAUGACGGUACCUGGUGGCAGGCAAAGAGAAUAGGAGACAGCAACCUGCGUGCUGGACUCGUACCAUCCAAACAGUUCCAGGAGAGGCGUUUGGCUUACAGGCUCAAAAUGGGGACUCUGCAGAAUCCCAAGUCACCACAAAAACCUGUCUACGACCAGGGAUGUGAAAAAGACGACUGUGACUGUGAGGGCUAUUUCAAUGGACACUACAUAGUCUCUCCGAAGUGUAAAGCGGUGGCGCCCUCCUGUGGCCAGGUGUUUUCCUGGGACUUUUAUUCAGCUGGUUUGAGGAGGAGUUUUCGCCUGAGCCGGAAAGAUCGCCAGGGGUCUUCAGGAGAGGCCAACGCGUCGGACCCAGGCGAACCAGACUUCCUGACCUAUGAGGAAGUGACGCGAUACCAGCAGCGACCCAAUGAGAGACCUCGGCUGGUGGUGCUUAUCGGUUCUCUUGGAGCACGCAUCAACGAGCUGAAGCAGAAAGUAAUAGCAGAAAACCCCCAUCGCUAUGCUGUGGCUGUACCUCACACCACACGACCUAAGAAGAGUCAUGAGAAGGAGGGUGUGGAGUACCAUUUUGUCACCAAGCAGGCCUUUGACGCUGACGCCCAGAACAACAAGUUCAUAGAGUAUGGAGAAUAUAAGGAGAACCAGUAUGGAACCAGUAUAGAGGCCAUCCGCUCUGUUCAAGCCAAGAACAAGAUGUGCCUGGUGGACGUGCAGCCUGAGGCCUUGCACACCCUGCGGACUGCCGAGUUCAAGCCCUACGUUAUUUUUGUGAAGCCACGGAUCCCUGAGAGUCGGAGACGCCGCAGUGCCGCCACCUCGCCAGCAGGGGGAGAGCAUGGGAGAAUUACAGAGGAGGACAUGCAGGAGAUGCGACAGUCAGCCCAGCAGAUCGAGCAGCAGUACGGCCACCUGGUGGACCGGGUCCUGAUUAAAGAAGACUCCGCCAGCGCCUGCUCAGAGCUGCGAAGCAUUCUCGAGCGGCUGGAGAGAGAGGCCUUCUGGGUGCCCAUCAGCUGGGUCAGGAACUGAAGGCCGUCUACUGACUAAAACGGGACUGAACUCAUCCCCAUGAGGGGCACUGGACUUCUCUCCAUAUCCAUAGGACCCACCAAUGGGGUUGGCCGGCUGAGAGCUAGAUCUACGGAAGGUUCUGGAAACAAGAUUCUCGACACAAGCUCAGCCUGGGCCACACUGUACAAGACGGAAGGGAAGAGAACUGAAGAAUGAUGGAUGGAGCUCUUGUUGCUACUGAUUUGGCACUUGGUCGGGACAGGGUUUAAAAAUACCAUAAAACAUGCCGUGCCGUACACAGAUAUGCAUACUUGGACAGUGCAUACCCUGUAACCAUAUAUAUACCAUGCGUACACACACCCCGGCUGCUUCUAUUUUUAAUGACUGUUCACUUAUUUAAUUUAUUUAAACCUCUAUUUAAACUGACAUUAUUUAAGUUUAGUUUUAUUUUUGCAUCAUCAGUCACUAAGCAGUGAUAGCUUCAACAAAAAAGAACAGCAAUAGGACAGUGGAUUUGCUGUCAAUAGCAAUGAUACUGCUAAACUCAUGGACAAACACACACACUAUACAAGCACACAAGCUAUAAUAUUACAAAAUUAAAAUAUGAAUGUCUGUGUUUUACAAUCUAAUCUUUUACAGUACACUCUUAAGCACUUUCUGGACCGGAUUAGUUUCUCAAGGGGAUGUUUGUGAAAAAUAUUUCACACUUCUACUAAAAAUGCAUCUGGACUGCAUUUGAAAAAACAGGAGGACCAGUGUCACGUGACAUCUUGUUCAGUAGCUCCUCCAUUUCCACCUCCUGUUGUUUUUACGUGGAUCUCCAUGGAAACGUGCGCCCAAAGUGUAAUUAUGGUGCAUGGCAGUGGACAAAUAGAUAAUUUAUUAAAUUAACGGAGGACUACGGAGUUCAGCGAAAAACAGUAGGUAAUUUUAGCCUGUAAUUUGCUCAGGGGACGUCAGAGAAAAUACAUACAUGGUCAAUCCAGAUGGGAAUAAAAUUACAGAGAAAAUCACCACAGGACCCCCUGAGAAACUAAUCACGUCCAUGUAGGGCUUUAGGCUCAAUCCCAUUUCUCAUUUUUACUCCUACUCCUUGUUUCUGUGUGCCACCCUUUUCCUAGGAAUUGAGAUACAAGGGGAAGUGGUUGAAAAUCUCCCAUUAAGAAAAGGGACAGCCCUUCACAAAACCAAUAUGUCAUCUAUGCCAUCAAAUACAUAAAUGUAUAACAAAAUAACAUAAUCUUCAUUAACAGGCUACUAUUGAUGCUCUGUAGCUGACCCUGCUCUUCUUUAGCACCCUGUUCGCAGUUUCCCAUGGGAAAUUUAUCUGGCAAGCUAGCCAACUACCGACACAAACUACUACCCAGAAACCAGCUCAGCUGGUGUGGGCUACGACACAAAUGUGGUUUAAACUUGGCAACAGGAGAGUUGGCAAUUGAGGCACAGGUUGUUUCCCAUACUAUACUUUUUGGGGCUGUACAAUAUAUCAUUCCAGUAUUUAGUGUCAAUGUGAAAGUAUAUUAAAGAAGAUUUUUUUUUUGCCCAGAAGCCUACCAUUUGUAACAUUUACAUUUUGCUCAAGGCUGUUCAUAUUACAAAGUUGGGCCAAUGUAGUGUUGGGAGUCUUGCCCAAGGACUCUUAUUGGUGUACCACAGUAUAGUCAUCCAGACUGGGAAUUGAACCCCAGUCUCCCAUAUGAUAUGGUAGCUCACAAGCAGGCGGUGGUGUUAUCCUCUGCACCAAAACAACCACUCUAGUUAAAAGGUGGAAAAUUCAGAAAAUCAGGAGUUCUCAUUUUUCCUGAAAUUCAGAUUCAGAGCAAAUAAAAAUGAAAACGAUUGAAACCCUGUUAUUUUUACUAUUCUUAUACUAUAUUGAAUGGACCAAAUGAAAUGAAAGUUUUAUGGACAAUUUCUUUUUGCAAAUUUAGCUCCAAAUGAUCAGAGAAUUGAACUGAUAAACAAUAUGCUAACCAAUGACUUCUGAUAAAAUCUGAUAGAAAUGUAAUAUUAAUUAAUAUCACAGUAUACAGCUCUGGAAAAAAAUAAGAGACCAUUUAAAAAUGAUGAGUUUCUAUGAUUUUACCAGAUAAAAAAACUGGAUGGAUGAUCAAAAGCCAUCAAACCAAGCUGAACUGCUUGAAAUGUUGCACCAGGAGUGGCAUAAAGUUAUUCAAAAGCAGUGUGUAAGACUGGUGGAGGAGAACAUGCCAAGAUGCAUGAAAACUGUGAUUUAAAAAAUCACAAAUAUUGAUUUCUGAACUAUAUAAACUUGUUCUCUUUGCAUUAUUGAGGUCUGAAAAUAAUCUUUUUUGUUAUUUCAGCCAUUUCACAUUUUCUGCAAAUAAAUGCUGUAAAUGACAAUAUGUAUUUUGAAAUUGGGAGAAAGGUUGUCUGUAGUUUACAGAAUGAAACAACAAUGUUCAUUUUAUUUAAACAUAUACCUAUAAAUAGCAAAAUCAGAGAAACUGAUUCAAAAACUAAAGUGGUCUCUUUAUUUUUUCCAGAGCUGUAUAUUGAAGAAAUGGAAAAUAUUACAAUGCCCAUAUUUUCCAAUAUCAUCCAGCCCUAAAAUUCAGCAACUGGGGUGUUGGCAUAAGCUGCGCAUUAGGGCCAGAAUCUGGCCUAGAUUCAAACUAGACCGGAAAUUUGGCCCAGAAUGCCUGGGUAGUGAUUUUUUUAUGUUUUUUUAUGUUUUUUUAUGUUUUAGCAAAUAAAAUACUGCAUUUGUGAGUCUAUUUUUAUUUGGAGGGCCAUUUAGCCCAAACAUUACACCCUACUCCUCUAUCCAAGCAAGAAUUAAGACGCCAUACUCCUAAUAGAGGGGUAGGGUGAAGUGUUGGGGGCAAAGGGUGAAAUGGGAUUGGGCCUUAAUCUUUCUACUUUUUUACUUCUACUUUUAAAAUUACAGGUGCAAACAACAAUGGUUGUUUGAGCCUGGGAUGCCAUAGAAGAACCACUUUUGGUUCCACAUAGAGCCAAAAGUCUUUUACAAACAUGCUUCUUAAUGGGUCCUAAAGUGAUUCUCCUAUGGAAUCCCUCAAAGAACCAUUUGAGGAACCUCUAUAUUUAAGAAUGUACAGCCUAAAUCUGCUGCAGCUAAUAGGCUAGGCUAGGCUAGUUAAUUACACUAGAAAAAUGCUGCCAUUCAUCCAAAACAUUCACACAGUAGAUUUAUGUUAUCCAACACAGAGGUAGCAGUGAAGGUCUUAAUAAUGCAUGACCAAAAAAAGAAAUCCUAUUUUUUAACAAUACAAUACAGAACAAGUAGCCUUCCACUGUGCCAAUGUUUUUGUAGCACUUCGCCGUGUCCUCUUGACCCAAGAGAAGCAACUGCGCUGGUUUUAGUAGGUGGAUAUACAUGUGUAUCCAUUAUGUAAAUAUGUAACAAUAAUUCAACAACUCAGUAAGGUCAUCGCAUCGGUCAUUCACUGUUAUUGAGACAGGACUGUAUGUGUGAACUGAAUGUUUAUGUGUGCAUAAUACAUCUGAUCUGACUCCCAACUUCAAGCAGUGCUCAUUUAUUAUUCAGCUGUUGUCUGGCAGUGGGAGCUUUCACACAAGACAAGAACAUUUAUAUUAGUGUGCUGGUAGAACCCAUUUAAAAAGCAUUGCAAGCAUUAAUAUAAAUUGGAAGGAUAAUAGAGGUUACCAGGAACAAUAAUUGAUUAAAAAUUACACUGAUAAGUGCAAUAUUUAUUGUAGCACAGCAUGCCGCAUGUCUCGGCAUGGAAUUGUAGAGGUUCCUAAUGCUGUACUGCGAUUGAAUCUUCAGCUGAUCAGUGAUAAAACUUUGAGCAUGUUUGUGACACUUUAUUAAAAACCAGAAAUCAUU
Messenger RNA from Astyanax mexicanus (Mexican tetra), 5848 nucleotides. It is a transcript of the gene mpp3a, whose product is annotated as MAGUK p55 scaffold protein 3a. Gene Ontology annotation, molecular function: protein binding. NCBI's taxonomy places the organism in Eukaryota, Metazoa, Chordata, Actinopteri, Characiformes, Acestrorhamphidae. Bases 190 to 2031 code for a protein of 613 amino acids. Gene Ontology annotation, cellular component: cell-cell junction; plasma membrane. The record is from RefSeq and is a predicted model, not a curated record. The transcript is spliced from 20 exons.